Molecule: messenger RNA, 2484 nt
Organism: Hevea brasiliensis (rubber tree)
Lineage: Eukaryota; Viridiplantae; Streptophyta; Magnoliopsida; Malpighiales; Euphorbiaceae
Product: rho GTPase-activating protein 5
Exons: 5
Coding region: 660-2171 (503 amino acids)
Biological process (GO): signal transduction
Molecular function (GO): GTPase activator activity
Source: RefSeq, a predicted model, not a curated record
UUAGAAAUUCUUAAUAUUGAACUGAGCUUUUUGAGUUGAUUUUAGAAUUAUAAAGUCUCAUAAGUCAUUAAGUUGUUUUAGGACAAGUCCAAACACGCCCCAUAACUCUGCUGUUGUUUAUAUCAUUUUGAAGUAUUUUAUGUAAUUGUUUUCUGGGAUCCAUGGUGAUGUGUAAGCUGGUUUGGCAAUAUUUAAAGAGAUGAACAAGGAACAGAAGUAUCUUUAGUCUUCAGUCUUCAUAUUGCUUUGUACAAGAGGAAUGGUAGUGGUAUGAGAAUUGGCCUGCUUUUCUCUCUGUACCCAUGCCUGAUUUACCUUAUUUUAUACAUCUUCACCUUCUCUCUCUAAAGUCUCUACUGUCUUCUUUCUCUCUCUUGAUUGUUUGCUUCUUGAAGCCUCAAUAUCUAAGCCAGCCAAGAUAGAAAGAAAGAAAGGAAUAAUACAAAAAGAAAGAAAUCAAUAGUGAUGAUAGUCACGUCCUACCAAUACACACAAAAACCUUCCUUCAAUCCAACUCUAAAUGCCCACAUAGAAAUCUUGACCUUUCUUUCUCUUACAAUUCCAAAUAAAAAUCAAGAAUAAAAAAAAAACCCGAAAAGACUAUUUCUUGUUUUUCAAUUCUUUGAAACAACAUUUUUUUUCUUUUCCCAUAACCAACAAUGACUGAAGUAAUCCAAUCAUCCCCAUCUCACUUCCCUUCUCCUUCAAGCUCUUCUUCCACCCCACGUGUCAACAAUGAUAUCCCACACCAACAACUUCCACAUAGCCCCACUAGACAACAAGAAAUAGACCAAGAACAAGUACAAGAAGAGGAAGAGGAACAGGAACAGGAACAGGAAGAGGAGGAUAGGUCCAUUGAGAGGAAAAUAAGGGAGAGAGAGAGGGAUCAGCUGUCACUUCUUGAACUUUUGGCGGCUGCUUUUAGGAGGUCCGUUGUUGGGUGUAGUAUUACUGCUGCUGGGAGUAAGGAGCUUUGCAACAUGGAGAUUGGGUUGCCCACUAAUGUUCGGCAUGUUGCCCAUGUCACUUUUGAUAGGUUCAAUGGGUUUCUUGGCUUGCCUGUUGAGUUUGAGCCUGAGGUCCCCAGGAGAGCUCCUAGUGCCAGUGCAACUGUUUUUGGGGUUUCAACUGAAUCCAUGCAGCUUUCUUACGACUCCAGAGGGAAUAGCGUGCCCACAAUACUCUUGAAGAUGCAAAGACAAUUGUAUGCUCAAGGAGGUUUACAGGCAGAAGGAAUUUUCAGAAUUAAUGCAGAGAACAGCCAGGAGGAGUAUGUUAGGGAACAAUUAAAUAGGGGAGUGGUCCCAGAAGGCAUUGAUGUGCAUUGCUUGGCAGGUCUUAUAAAGGCUUGGUUUAGGGAACUCCCAACUGGUGUCUUGGACUCUCUUUCACAAGAGCAGGUAAUGCAAUCUCAGUCAGAGGAAGAAUGUGUUAGGCUAGCGAGGCUUCUUCCUCCAACAGAAGCUGCUCUGCUGGAUUGGGCAAUAAACCUAAUGGCUGAUGUUGCGCAACUGGAACGUCUGAACAAGAUGAAUGCACGCAACGUUGCCAUGGUUUUUGCACCAAACAUGACUCAAAUGUCAGAUCCAUUAACUGCAUUGAUGUAUGCUGUCCAAGUGAUGAACUUUCUCAAGACUCUUAUUGUUAGGACACUUCGGGAGAGAGAAGAAUCUGUUAUAGAAUCAGCUUCUGCUUCCAGCCUUGAGCCCUCCGAUGAGGAUGGGCACCAGAAUUCUCAUCCAUCUUUUAUGGAGGCUAAUGACGAAUUCAUUGAAGGGGAGAAAGAAUUUGUUUCUGAAGAACCCGCAAUUGGGAGCCCUACUCAAACCUGUCAACAUGAUUGUACAACUGAAAGUGGAAGUCAUAUUUUCCUGACAUCUAUAGAGAACAUUCCAGGAGUAAAUCAUUCUUUGGUUGAUACUUGUCCUUGUGAAGUUGCAUCUCAAGUAAAUGCAUUAACAAAUGAAAAACUAGAGGGUGGCUUUGCAAAUAAGAGUGGAAGAACUUCCAAGAACAGAACUGGCCAAUCAAGUAAUUCAAAUAUCAAAAAGGGAUCCAAAAGUGUGACUGAGCAAGCGAUGAAGGCAGCAGGACCUGUACAGAAGAGCAAGGGAGUUGGUAUGGUAGGUAGUAUAAAUCCUAGGACAGAGCUGUUCGAAGCUUGGCGGUGAAGGGCUUCAAUGUUACCAACCGAUGAAACAAGUUGGCAUGUUGUGUGUUUUCCUUGGGAAAUAUUGUGUAUGAUUUCUGAGUGUUUCUAUAUGUGUUUAUGGGUGUUCAUUAACCGUGAGCUGCUUUUUCACGUUUAAUAUACUUAAAACCUGUUCUAACAUCCUCUUCUUCAUAGGAGAGCAUCAGCAUCUAAUCUUUUCACCUUCUUAUUGCAAUAUCUUGAACACAUAAGCUGAAUUCCAGCUUUGAGCUGUUGUAGCUCAGUAGAUGUAUAGUAUUUUUAAUAUUUUGACGAGUAGAGUCAUCCAUUCA